This is a messenger RNA of Oncorhynchus nerka (sockeye salmon), 1894 nucleotides long. RefSeq names its product E3 ubiquitin-protein ligase TRIM35-like. NCBI's taxonomy places the organism in Eukaryota, Metazoa, Chordata, Actinopteri, Salmoniformes, Salmonidae. Gene Ontology annotation, biological process: protein ubiquitination. The coding region runs from base 184 to 1809 and encodes 541 amino acids. Gene Ontology annotation, molecular function: ubiquitin protein ligase activity; protein binding; zinc ion binding. The transcript has a single exon. The record is from RefSeq and is a predicted model, not a curated record. Gene Ontology annotation, cellular component: cytoplasm.
UACAGGGUGUGGACAUUACAGAGACAUCUCCCGAUCAACUGGAAUAAUCACAUUUCUUAUUUAAUUUGACUUGAUAUUUGACUUCAUGUUAGUCAUAUAACGUGGUGGUUGUUCUAGUGACGCUUGCAUUAGAAGUUUUUUGUUUGUUUUGAAAAUCAAAGUAUACUAGGAUACUGAAAGAAGAUGACAGAUAGUUACCUGGAUAGUUACCUGUGCUGCCAUAUUUGUUCAGAGACUUUCAGAGAGCCUGUUUCUCUGGGCUGCCACCACAGCUUCUGUUCCAGCUGUCUGGACAAAUUCUGGGAUCAAGCCAAAAACAAGAAUUGUCCGGUAUGUAGGAGGAAGUGUUCCAAGGAUCAUCUAAAAGUUAACUUUCAGUUGAAGGAACUGUCUGAUAAAUAUGCUGGGAGACAGAAAGCAGGGGAGAAAGACAGUAUUCCAGGGGAGAAAGAAGGUAUUCCAGGGGAGAAAGACAGUAUUCCAGGGGAGAAAGACUGUAUUCCAGGGGAGAAAGACAGUAUUCCAGGGGAGAAAGACAGUAUUCCAGGGGAGAAAGACAGUAUUCCAGGGGAGAAAGACUGUAUUCCAGGGGAGAAAGACAGUAUUCCAGGGGAGAAAGACAGUAUUCCAGAUGAAGACAGAGCAGUGGUUUGUCCUAAACACACAGAUGAACCUAAAUGGUUCUGUGAGGUGGAGCAGAGAGCUGUGUGUCACGUCUGUGAGUUUCCUGCACAUCAUGGACACACAGUGGUUCCCUUAGAACAGGCAGUGAAAGACCUGAAGGACAAACUAACCUCAGACUUAGACUCACUGCAGAGCAAACAGGUUAAAUGUAAAGACAUAGAGGAGACAUACAACCAAAUGUUUCAAUACUCCAAGAAGCAGCUGGUGUCCACAGAGAGACAGAUCAGAGGGGAGUUUGAGAAGCUUCACCAGUUCCUGAGGGAGGAAGAGGAGGCCAGACUGGCAGCACUGAGGAAGGAAGAGGAGGAGAAGGGGAAGAUGAUUGCCAGAGAGAUGAAGCACAUUCAAGACCAGAUCUCUUCUCUCACAGAAAACAUCACUGCUGUGGAACAAGAACUCCAGAAACGAGACGUGCCAUUUCUCAAGAGCUACAAACACACACAGACAUUCUCCAGAGCCCAGGACACACUGCCGGAUCCACAGCUGGUCUCAGGAGCACUGAUAGAUGUGGCCAAACACCUGGGCAACCUGCAGUUCAGAGUCUGGGAGAAGAUGCAGGGGAUUGUCAAAUACACUCCUGUGAUUCUGGACCCCAACACUGCAAACAACUGUCUCUCUCUGUCUGAUGAUCUGACCAGUGUGAGUCAGACAGACCCAAUACAGCAGCUCCCUGACAACCCAGAGAGGAACACCAUUUACAUCACAGUUCUGAGCUCUGAGGGGUUCAGCUCAGGAAAAUACAGCUGGGAGGUGGAGGUGGGGGACCACCCUCAAUGGUAUAUAGGCGUGGCCAAGGAGUCAAUCAAAAGGCAGGAGAAAGUAAAAUAUUUUAACCCAGAGUUUGGAGUCUGGCUUUUAAUGCUGAGAAGUGGUAAGUAUCAAAUAAUAGGUAAAACCUUCACUCUGAAGAGGAGACCCCAGAGGAUCAGAGUACAGCUGGACUACGACAGGGGAGAGGUGUCCUUCUACGAUCCCAAAGACAUGACACACAUCUAUACUUUCAGAGAUACAUUUACUGAGAGACUCUACCCAUACUUUUUUAUUGGAAAGGUUGGUGAUGCUGACAACACUGGUAUACAGAUCUGCCAAUCAGAAGUGUCUCUUACAGUGAAGUCAUUCCAGUGAGAGAAUCAGAGUGAUGUCGUUAGGUUGUGACUCAUCUAUACCCAGAGAAUCAGAGUGAUGUCGUUAGGUUGUGACUCAUCUAUAC